AUGCAUGCCUGCCCUGAAUGUGGCUUCCAGGAGUUGCUCGCUUUACUGGGAACCCAGGGUGUCAGGGCUGUCCUGAGACAAAGAAUUCCGAAACCAAAAGAUGUGGUCAUUUUUUCUGGGGAAGUCAACCGAGUGAUUGCUGACUUGAUUAAAAGAAUCUACACCCUCAGGAGCCAGGCAGAAGACGGAGAAACUAUCACCAAUGUCAGUGACAUUUUCUUCAACUACUCCAUGGACGGGGAGGCGGAGUCGGGGACUGCCUGUCGCCUCAUCUGCCAUGGUGGCUUCUCCUGUUACUACUUCAGUGCAAACAAAGUGACCUCUUACACCCCGACAUUACUCCUCUGCUCCCCCGUCCCUGGUCAAAUUCACGUUGACAACAAGUUGAGGGACAUGCAGUACCAGAUGGACCCAGGCCAGAGGGAGGGGGGACUUCUCACACACCUCUUCCUCAGCCAGGAGCUCACACUGGAGGAGAUCUACGCCAACGUGACCGAGAUGCUGCUGGCCGGCGUCGACACGACAUCUUUUACCUUAUCCUGGGCGGUGUAUCUCCUGGCAAGGCACCCAGAAGUGCAGCAGACGGUGCACCAGGAGAUCGUCAAGAAUCUGGGGGAAAGGCAUGUUCCCACCGCAACGGACGUCCCCAGAGUCCCUCUGGCCAGGGCUCUCCUGAAGGAAGCCCCGAGGCUGUUUCCAGUGCUGCCGGGGAACGGCCGGAUCACCCAGGAAGACCUGGUCAUUGUCGGGUAUCUGAUUCCCAAAGGCGCAAAGAGCACAGGCCCCCUUUUCUUCUGCAUGAGUUUUGUGACAAAGACGGGCUUUAGGAGAAAGAAGGGGAACUGUGGGAUCUUACUGCUCUGGAAACUUUCUGCUCAGACCUCUCCCCCACCCCCGGCCUCCUGCCAGACCCUGUGGGAGCAGCCCAGGAGAGUCUCUGAGGAUGCCAGUGGCUUGCUUCAGCGUUUUGAGCUCAAAACAUCUUCUCAGACCAAAGCUGUUCACGCAAAAACCCACGGGCUCCUGACACCAGGGGAGCCCAUCCAUGUGUGUUUUGUUAACAGAAAGUAA
Carlito syrichta (Philippine tarsier) is the source of this 1071-nucleotide messenger RNA. RefSeq names its product cytochrome P450 27C1. Gene Ontology annotation, cellular component: mitochondrial inner membrane. NCBI's taxonomy places the organism in Eukaryota, Metazoa, Chordata, Mammalia, Primates, Tarsiidae. The record is from RefSeq and is a predicted model, not a curated record. Gene Ontology annotation, molecular function: monooxygenase activity; heme binding; oxidoreductase activity, acting on paired donors, with incorporation or reduction of molecular oxygen. Gene Ontology annotation, biological process: glucocorticoid biosynthetic process; C21-steroid hormone biosynthetic process; cellular response to peptide hormone stimulus.